GUUAUGGUAACUAUUGUGUUCUGUGGUUCAAUAUUUCUAAUAAUAAAUUUCUAUUACCUAGAAACGUGUUGAGAAAUUUUAAAUUGAAUUCUUGAAAAUAAUAUACCAUGGAUGAAAUUAAGGAAUCUAACAAAGGAAAUAAGAUAGAUUUUGACUAUAUACUUAAACACUGUGAUCAAAGUAAUCAUAACAUACCAUAUUCUUUUGAUAAAAUUGUAUGGAAAAUUGGCGAAACAUAUAAAAUUCGCAUUGGUAAUAUCUACGACCCGUCCAAAUUUUGGAUUGUACAUUACGAAAAAGAACUUACUGUAUUCCAUAAAUUUAUAAAUAAGUUUUACAAUGAAAGAGGUGAGGAUUAUCGCAUGCCAAAAGAAGUUAUUAAAAGAAACAGAUAUUGUACUGUAUGUACUGAUGGAGCUUAUUAUAGAGGAGUAAUUGUAAAUAUACCAAGCUUCACAGAUGUAGAACUAAAAGUUGUAGUAUUUUUAUUCGAUUUUGGAUUUACUACUACAGUCUCCCUAGAAGAUGUGUUUUACCUCUAUGAAAAAUUGUACAAGAUACCAAGAUUUGCUAUAAGAGCAUGUUUAACAGGAAUAGAACCUAUCGAUUCGGAUACAUGGACUAGUAAAGCUGUGGAAAAAUUUAAUGAGCUGACUAUAGGAAAAGUUUUACUUUGUGUGCUAGAAAGUAGGGAUGUCCAAAUGAGGAUCGCUUAUAUUAGAGUAGGAGAGGUGACACCUUAUAAUGAGAUUAAAGAACUCAGUAACAUUCUCUUGGAAGAAAAAUUAGCCAAAGUGUCAUCAGGAAGGAGACAUAAAAUUAAGAAAUCUAAAGGGAAAUUAAUUUCAACAGUAAGAUAUCCUUUCCUUUUUCCCUCACACCAAGCAUUAGAAAGUGGCCUAAUGCCUUCUACAAGUUUUGUAGCAGAUAUGAUAAAAGAGUGCCCAAUACCUGCUUCUAUAUUAUACAGACCCUAUUUCAAAUAUCAAUCUCCUUAGCAGAUACCUAGUUUUUUAUACUAAUUUUAGACCAUUGAGUUUUGAUUUAAAUAGCCCAUUCUUGUCUUAUUAGGCAUUCCAAACAAAAUGGUCGCCUGAUGUCUGAGUUUAUUGACGCACAAACCCCAAUUUUACCAAUGAUAUUAUAUAGACUGAUCAUCCAUGUUUUUUAAAAUACCUAAUACCUUAUAAGUAAAAAUUAGGUAAUUAUUUUUUUAAUAUGUUCAAAAGCUAAAAUUUGGUUUUAAAACAGGAUGUAACACAAAUAUGUACAGUUAAUUUAACCGCAGUUUUUGAGUUGGAAAAAUAAAUCAAUUUAAGUUAACUUGCUUAUAUAAAAAAUGGAUAGUGUGAUAGAAAUUUUUGCUCUUGCUCUAAAAUCGUUUGAGACAUUUUUAUGAAAAUGUACAUGGGAUGUUAGUACACAGUAACCAAUAAAAUUGUUUUAAUUCUAUAGGUUUUUAGAAGGGUUCUACACCCUUUUUUGACUAGGCAUGUACGUGAAUUCCGACGGUACCACUAAAUUUGGCCUAUCGACCGAAACGUAGUUCCGGCCGGAUUACAAUUGCGAUCCGGACAGAAUUUAUGAAAAUUUUAAAAUGGAUCAAUAAAACCAAUCAAAAAUAAAUGUCGAAAAGCAAUUGAAUGCGAUAUAUUAACAGGUCAAAACAGAACCAUACCAGUUAAUGAUAAAUCUCAUUUAUGCUGUUCAAUACGACUUAUUAACACCAGAAAAAGCACUAUGGAUUAAACAACCGAUGUUCCAAAUUAAAUGCAGAUGUCUGAGAUUUUAUAGAUAUUGUUAAAAGUUGUGAAAAAUUUAUUACAAGACAUUCAUUCAAUAUAAACGAGGCAUAUGCAUUAAAUGACAUUAGUUAUGUCUCUAAUGA
This is a messenger RNA of Psylliodes chrysocephalus, 1888 nucleotides long. The record is from the annotation of a GenBank genome assembly. NCBI's taxonomy places the organism in Eukaryota, Metazoa, Arthropoda, Insecta, Coleoptera, Chrysomelidae.